GUAUAGGGAGGAACGAGCCUGGGGCACGCGACAGCGCAGCUCCACGUGAGCCCUUCGCGUGGACUGCCCGCUGGAGCAGACUUUCUGUCAGCUGCUUCAAUCGGACCGCUUCAGAACCGCUUAGUUAUCAAGAAAUGGCGGUCGCGACCCAGGCUCCCCCGGCAGGCAAAACAGUCGACGACGCUUCAGAACAGUCGGCCCCGCUGGUCCCGGUUCGCCUCUUCUUACACAUACUGUCAAAGCUACCUCCGAACGACAUCAGUGCCACGGCACGGCUAAUCAGUAAAGAAGCGAAAGCGCAAUACUCGUUUCCCAAGCAUCUCAUCGUCAGCGUGCCCAAACCGGCACCGUCAGGCUCUCACGGGCGGCCAAGCACAGCCACGGCCGCUGAGCGCUCCAACAGCACAGCCCCGAAUGCCGUCCCCGUUCACGCCAUCGUGUGGCUGCUGAGCACGGAUGCAGCCGUGCGCGGCGAGGUGACCCUCCGCCAGCGAUGCCACCUUCGCGACAUGCUGCCUCGCCGGCCACACCUGACGCCGCCGGAAGCCGUGCCCGCGGCCAGCGCGGCGCCAGCGGCGCCGGCGGGCCUCUCAGCAGCACGCGAGUCUUACUCGCCGCCGACGGAGCAGCCUGCGGAGGUGGGAGGGCGGGAGGGUCAGCAAGCAGCUGCCAUCGUCGAUGUCAGCCAGCAGGCUGCGGCCGCAACGCCGUCACCCACGCCUGAGGCGCCGCAGCCAGCAACAGCAACAACGGUGGCGCUGAAGUGGGACGAGGACUCCCGCCUGGAGGCCAGCGGCGCCUGGCUCUGGCGGCUGGAAGCCUACCGAGGCAACACCACAGGCACAAGCACCGACAGUAGCAGCGGUGGUGGCAAUAGCAGCGGUGGCCGUAGCGGCGGCAGCGCCGCAUUUAGGGCCGGCGGAAAGCUCCUGGAGGACCUGUAUGCGGACGUGGCGCCGGCCUGGGUGGUGCGCGCGGUGAGGGGUGCGGCGGCGGGUGGGCCGCGUGGCGCCGCGCUGGCGGCGGCGGUGCUGGCGGCGGCGCGGCACGGCGACGGGGAUGCGCUUGAGUUGCUGAGCCGGGCGGCCGUGGCGGCCGGCGGCGUCAACUCGCUGGUUGGCGGUGAGGACGCCGCAGCGGCCGAGGCGGCAUCGGCAGCGGCGCGCGACGUUGCGGCCGUGGGGCUGACGCUGGGCUUGAUUGCCGGCGAGGUGCCGCUGCCGUUGGUGCAGCGGCUGCUGGGAUGCAAUGCAGCCUGCGGCGGCGGUGGCGACGGAGGUAACAUGGGAUCUGCGGCUGGUCAGCAUGGCUCGUGCGGCCAAUGGCUGUUGAAGAGCCACCUUCCGUACCUGGCGGCGGCGCUGUACGUACGGAGCUGCCGAAAAGCCUCGGACUGCGCACUUGCGGGCGAGACGGAGGAGGAGGCAGGCCUGCUGCGGCGGUGGCUGAAUGAGCUGCAGCAACUGGGGUUCGCGCUGCCACUGGGGGAGCACGCCGGCACACACAACGUGUUUCUGUCGGCGGUGCGGCUGGCAGCGGCGGGCGAGGUCUCACACGAGCUGCUGCGCUGGCUGCGGCAGGCGGGCGCCGACACAGGGCCAGCGGGCUGGGCGUACGCCGCUGCUGCGGGCCACCUCGACGCGCCCAGCAGCAGCAGCAGCAGCAGCAGCAGUAGCUGCAGCAGUGCCGCCGUCCCUGAUGAGGGCUGUAGCAUCAGCUGCAUUGGCGGCAGUAGCGAUAGCAGCAGCAUGCAGGUGAUGAGGCUGCUGACAGAGUUGGGUGUGCCGCUGGGGCCUGGCGCCGCAGCUGACCUGUGGCGGCUGCCGCCGCCGCUGUUUGCAGCCUACACCGCCCAGCUGUUGACAUCUGCGGCUGGCGGUGACAAUGGAGGCGAUGGCGGACGUGGCGGCGGCGAAGGCAACGCCGUGGUUGGGCUGGGGCCGCUCGCGGAUGCAGGGGCGCUGUUCGCGAUUGCACGGCGGCUGGACGCCGCCACCGCCGCCACAACCGAUGCUGCUGCAGCCACCACUGCUACUGCCACGGCGCUUGGCAACGCUGCACCUGGCUCGGCAGCUGCAGAUGGCGCCGAGGCGGCAGCUGCAGAUGGGACCGAGGCGGCAGCUGCAGCCCCAGCAGCCGCCGUGUCGCGCAGGACGGCUGCAGCACAAACGCGUGUGGCGUGCCUGCUGGCCGCGGGACUCCGACCGCCGGCACCGCCCAAGCCGCCGGCUCAGCCUCACACGCGCCCAGAGUCGGAGCUGCAGCCGGUGUCGUCUCACGGCCCGGACGGCGCCUCCGCGGCUCCGUCCCCGUGUGGCAGUGCUCUUCUUGUCGCCGAUGGCCACGGCGCGCAGACGUCUCCCUCUCGCGUCAACCGCCCGACAGCGGUGCUUGUGGCCGCGGCGCCGUCGCAGCGUGAGAUCACGCCAGCGACGCCGUCCGCCGCGGUAGCGGCGUCGCUGACGCCUGGUGCGACAACCUCGCCAGGCGGGGUAUCCUCGUUGUCGCCGACUGCCACAUCGACUGUAGCAGCCAAGGUUCGUUCGCCUUCGCGGCGGCAGCGCAUGGCUGCGCGGCUGCGUGCUGUCGCCGCCGCCGCCGCCUGCUGCGUCGCGCCGGUGCUGACGUCGCCGCAGUCAGGCCCGUCGCGACAGGCGGCGGGCUCAACAGCCGCAUCGCCGCAGGACACACCAGAGGUGCAGGCGGAAGCGGGGGCUGGGCCGGUGCAAGUGACGGGCCUCACAGCAGGAGGUGGGGAGCAGGUUGCGGUGACGCGGAUUGCAAGCAGCCAGGCGGAUGCCGAGCCGAAUGCGGUGGCUGUUACUGCUGUUGAUGCUGCAAACCCGGUGGGGGCAUUGACUGUGGCGGCAACAGCACCUGCUGCGAUGCAGCCGCGUCCAGAACUCUGCGAGGAGCAGCUGAGUGCGUUUGAGGCGGGCAAGGCAAAGGGCCACAGUCACGGCACUAGCGGCAGCAGCAGCGACGGCACCGGUUGCAGCGGGACGGACUGCAGCGGCAGUAGCGAGCGUGCUCAGUCCAGCCCGGCAGCUACGGCUGCGGCUACAGCCAGAGCUUCGGCGCUGAAGCCCGGGUGGGAUGAUGCGGAUGCUGCAGAGGUCGACGCGGCGGCUGAGUUUGGCUCACGCACUGUUGUGGGACCGCUGGCGGCGAUGCUGAAGGCGGCUGCGCCGCCGCCAGCCCUAGUGGCAGCAAUAGCUGCCGCAGCCACUGCGCCUGGCGCGUGCCUGUCUACGUACACAGCAGCCGCUUUGAGGUGUGGUGCAGCCACCGGCGGUGCUGCCUUGCCCUCAGCUAUCGCAGCACCGGGAACCCCAGAGCCGUCAGCCGGACCACCGUCGGCAGGUGCUCCUCCGCCUGCAUUAUCCCUAUCCCCGGCGGCUGCACUGCGGGAGUCGCUGCAGCGCGUGCCGCACUUCAAGGCGGACCGGGCCGCACGCGAGGCGGCGGCGGCCGUGGAGGUUGCCAUCAGCGCCGGCGAGGCCGCCGAAGAGGCUGCCGAGGAGGCGGAAGGCGCCGCCGAAGCCGCGUUCGACUCUUACGAGGAAAAGAUGUACGACGGCGCGCUCAUGGAGGCGGAGAAGACGAGGGAGUUGGUGGCCACGGCCGAGGCGGAGGCGGCGCGGGCUGCGGGGGCGGUGGCGGCGACCAAGCGGGCGUGUGCAGCCUGGACGGCGGCGUUGGAGGAGUGCAGUCGCGUGGCGGCUGCAGAGGAGGCGGAGGCAAAGCGUGUGCGGCAGGCGCAGGCGGCGCGGGUGGCGGAGGCGGCGCGCCUGGCUGCGGGGUCUGGCGGAGCUGUGGCUGGCGGGGAGGCGCUCGUGCCCACCAUCAAGAUGUGCAGCGGAGGCGCGGCGGGCGCCAGCGGUGUGGCUGCAGCCAAGGUGAAGAAGGCGCUGGAGACGGCGCGCCUGGCGGCGCAGGUACGGGCGGCGCAGGUGGGUGGACUGCUCACGGAGACUCGCCGCACCGCCCGCGAGCUGGGCUCCGUCGGCGACUUCAUUGUGGCAGAGGCGGCGGCGCUGGCGGCGGCGGCGGAGGCCGAGAAGGCGGCUGAGGCGGCUUGCAAGGCGGCGCGUGCCGCCGCCGCCGCCGUGCUGGCGGCGCGCGGCACUCCGGCGGCCGCCGUGCACCACACCCCAACCACGCGCGGGGAGAAGCUGGCGGCGGCGGUGGCGGCGGCGGAGGCCGCCGCCACGCAGGCGCGCGAGCAGCGUGACAAGGUGCGCGCGGCGGUGCGGGUGCCGCGGGCGGCCCUGCGGGACGUCAGGCGCGCCAACGCCGCGGCGGCACGCGCGGCGCGUGCGCUUGAGCAGAUGGAGGCAAAUGAAAAGCCCCUGGCAACCGCGCUGGCGGCCGUGGCAGCGGAGGUCGCCGUGGAGGCGGCGCCAGCAGGACGCACAGCCGGCAGCGGCGGCAAGGGCGAGUCAGCGGCUCAGGCUGCGUGGAGCAAGGCCGUGACGGCGGCGGAUGCGUAUCUGUCGGCGCCGCCUCGUCCGCCGAAGAGUGGCAGCAGGACUGCAGCAGCGGCGGCGGCUGUAUGAACCCGACGAGUGUGUGGGGUCUUCCGGGUGUGAGGCUGCUGCUGUCGAAAGAUUGCAAUGCUGCGCGGCCAAACGUAAUGUGGUCGCGCGAGGUGGGAGCCGUGGUCACUGCAUAUACAUGCAUCUGUAUGAGUGGCCAGCUUGGGGCGGGGUUGCUUUUGGUUAGCCCAUUUUUCCUGUGGGACCAUUUUUGCCGUGGGAUGACCCCUUACACCAAGCAGUUCACCAGUUAACGCAUCAGCGAAGGGAGGGGGGCAUUCAACGCGCUACGCGCAGGCUGAAAUGUGAUGCACUUGCAUGUCGACUGUGGUAUGUGAAGUGUGACUUGAGUGCUCGCAUGUGAUGUGAUUGCGUCCAUACCCUACCACUGUGACUGUUUACCGUAGUGCACCAGUACGGCGCCGGUAUGGUACCGUACUGUACAUGUAAGGUACCUUCAGCGACUACGACAGCGGUGUUUGACGUCGGGUGUUGAAAUGUAUUCUGCGUGCUGUUAGGACUGCGUGCGCUCCUUUGGCGUGGUUUGACUCGACCUCGACUUGACUGGGGCUGUUGUGAUACCGGUAACCGGUGCCGCAUGGAUGUGCAUCAGAACGUUCUGAUACCGGUGCCAAUGUCGGAGAGCGCUAAGAUGGACCACAUUCAUGGCAUUAAUAUAUUGGUAUGAGUCCGAGUAAGUCACCGGCCCAAGGCAAAACGUGGUGCGAGACUGUCUUUAUAACAGUAGGUAAAUGUCUUUUUACCAUUAGGUCUUGCCCUAUCAUCCCAUAUGAGAGCCAUGCCUGUCGCUGUAGGUGGCCACUAAGGUGUGUCCCCACGGCGUGUCCCCUUGAGGCUUGACCAUGUGCGAUGCCGCAGUCCUUGGUCGGUCCUUGGCUGUCCCACCUUGUAAUACCAAACUUGU
Molecule: messenger RNA, 5463 nt
Organism: Chlamydomonas reinhardtii
Lineage: Eukaryota; Viridiplantae; Chlorophyta; Chlorophyceae; Chlamydomonadales; Chlamydomonadaceae
Exons: 4
Coding region: 135-4559 (1474 amino acids)
Source: RefSeq, a predicted model, not a curated record